AUGUCUUCGUUAAGGAACAUCUUGGCCGCGGCCCUUCUUUUGGCCUCGUCGGUUCAUGCCGACUAUGUUAUCGAUCCCGGCAGCGUGUCGUUGACUGUCAGAACGAGCUGGUGCCAGUCUGAGAAGAGCACCUGUCCUAUAAUCUGCUCGCAGACGCCGCCGGGAACCACCUUGGUUAAUGAUUGUGACCCGAAAGAGUUGACCUACGGCUGUGUGUGCGGAGACAACAAGCAACCGAAUGUGUCCGAGUACUCGCUUACUCUGCCGUACUUCGUAUGCCAGGAAUGGGGUGACCAGUGCGUCACGAAGUGUGGACAGAAUAACGACUGUUCCAGGGCGUGCCGAGAGGACCACCCAUGCGGUGCACAGAACCCGACGAGGUCCAACGCCACAACAUCGAGUGCGGCCGCCACCGCUACGGCCAGCAGUACCUCUGACGACCCCAAUACUGUUUACACCGGUCUGGCCGGUAGCAGCGAGGACGGGAGUAAUGGCGGCAAUGCGGCUUUCCGAGUAGGUGCUAAUGGUGGCCUAUUCGGCUUUGCUGUCAUCGCCGCCAGUGUAAGCCUUGGCGUCUUUCUGCUGUAA
This is a messenger RNA of Daldinia vernicosa, 588 nucleotides long. RefSeq lists its product as uncharacterized. The coding region runs from base 1 to 588 and encodes 195 amino acids. Lineage: Eukaryota; Fungi; Ascomycota; Sordariomycetes; Xylariales; Hypoxylaceae. The transcript is spliced from 3 exons. The record is from RefSeq and is a predicted model, not a curated record.